Messenger RNA from Penicillium egyptiacum, 420 nucleotides. The record is from the annotation of a GenBank genome assembly. NCBI's taxonomy places the organism in Eukaryota, Fungi, Ascomycota, Eurotiomycetes, Eurotiales, Aspergillaceae.
AUGCCAUUUCCACCCACCCCCACCGGCGAGAGCAGCUCCCACUCCGGCAACUGCCACUGUGGUGCCGUGAGGUUCAACUUCACAUUAUCCCCGCCCCUGCACGAGUACCCCACCAACACCUGCAACUGCUCCAUCUGCUCAAAGAACGGCUACUUGCUCGUGUACCCCUUCACCAAGGAUUUUACGGUCGAAAAAGGCGAGGAUGUGCUGAAAGAUUAUCGCUUUGGCAAGCGCACGGUGAAGCACCAAUUCUGCGGGGAGUGUGGAAGUAGUUGCUUCAUCCGUCUCCCGGAAGGUGGAUUAGAAGGAUUCCCGCCGAUCACUGCGGUCAAUGUACGACUGCUACGGGACUUUGACGUUGAGAAACUGAUUCUCAACAAGGUUGAUGGAAGGUCAUCCGCGCCAGAGUACAAAGUCUAG